Corticium candelabrum is the source of this 949-nucleotide messenger RNA. Its product is annotated as L-xylulose reductase-like. Gene Ontology annotation, molecular function: carbonyl reductase (NADPH) activity; L-xylulose reductase (NADPH) activity. The transcript is spliced from 2 exons. Bases 85 to 825 code for a protein of 246 amino acids. Gene Ontology annotation, biological process: glucose metabolic process; xylulose metabolic process. NCBI's taxonomy places the organism in Eukaryota, Metazoa, Porifera, Homoscleromorpha, Homosclerophorida, Plakinidae. The record is from RefSeq and is a predicted model, not a curated record.
UGCUAACGCGCUUUAGUUACACGCCCCCGCCUCAUAUGCGGUCUGGAAUUUCCAAGCACACGAUACAAUUCUGCUCGCGCUGUGAUGGCUCUGGAGUUCGUCUUCUCUGGAAAGCGAGCACUUGUUACUGGGUCGGGCAAGGGAAUCGGACGAGAUGUAGCAAGAGCAUUGUAUUCAAGUGGAGCAGAAGUGGUCGCUCUUUCACGAACAAAGUCCGAUCUAAACAGUUUGCAACACGAAUGCCCUGGCAUACAAACUGUUGAGUGUGAUCUGUCCAAUAUCCAAGAUGCCAUCAAACAGAUCGAGUCUAUUGGAGACAUUCAUCUUCUAGUCAACAAUGCUGGUGUAGGCCAAUUGGAGCCAUUCCUUGAGGUCACCGAAGAGGCCUACGAUCGAGUGAUGAACGUUAACCUGAAGGCAGUUCUCUUCACAUCACAAACUGUAGCAAAAGGAAUGGUGAAGCGAGGUGGUGGUGGUUCUAUCGUCAACGUCUCCAGUCAGGCAUCACAAGCAGCUUUACUAGACCAUGCUGUCUACUGUGCCUCCAAAGGAGGUUUAGACCAACUGUCUCGUGUGAUGGCAUUAGAACUAGGUCCUCACAAUAUUCGAGUAAAUUGUGUUAACCCCACAGUCGUUAUGACUGACAUGGGCAGACUGGGCUGGUCAGAUCCCAAGAAAGCAGCCACAAUGCUCAGCAAGAUUCCUUUAGGAAAAUUUGCACAAGUGGAAGAUGUUGUUCAUGCAGUUCUCUUUCUUCUCAGUGAUAAAGCAGCAAUGAUAAAUGGAGUCAUGCUGCCUGUAGACGGAGGAUUCUUAGCAUGUUAGAGAUGAUGGACAUAGAGGUUGCUACUGCAUGACCAUUGCAGAGACUGUUGCAUGAACAAUUCAUUUCAUUUUCAGAACAUGUUAUUAUGAAAUGGUUACAAAGUCUUAUAUCUUCUUCACCCAU